This is a messenger RNA of Sebastes umbrosus (honeycomb rockfish), 1347 nucleotides long. Its product is annotated as interferon-induced protein 44-like. Lineage: Eukaryota; Metazoa; Chordata; Actinopteri; Perciformes; Sebastidae. The transcript is spliced from 9 exons. The coding region runs from base 122 to 976 and encodes 284 amino acids. The record is from RefSeq and is a predicted model, not a curated record.
GCGUGUCCUCACAGGAUAUGCACCACUGUAUCACCCCAAACAGGCGGCAACAACUACGCUCUUAGAGUCAUUACUUGAAGUAACCAUCACCACUUCUUUCCACAUGCACAACAGCUGAGCCAUGGGCAAACGACAGUCAAAACCCCCUCCUGAGACUUUGAUUAAAGAAUGGAGGAGCGUACCGUGGGGCCACAACGAGAGAGACCUAGAGUAUGUGAAAGAGUAUCCGCUUCAUAAUGAUGAGGUCCAACAGCUCAGAGUUCUGCUUUGUGGACCCACUGGUUCUGGCAAGUCCAGCUUCAUCAACUCUGUCGAAAGUCUUUUAAAAGGCAAAAUCACUGAUCGAGCUCCGAAAGAUGCAACCACUGGAGAGAGCUACACCACAAAAUACAGAACUUACAAAAUCCGGAAAGGAGAACCAGGGACAUUUUACCCUUAUGCCUUCUCUGACAUCAUGGGCCUUGAGCAGGGAGCUAACAGAGGAGUUGCUGUGGAAGACAUCAAACUGGCCAUGAAGGGGCACAUAAACGAUGGCUACACUUUCAAUCCUUGCUAUAAAAUAUCAGAGGAUAAUCAAUACUACAACAAAACCCCCACUCUGAAGGACCAAGCUCAUGUUCUGGUUUGUGUCAUCUCUGCCAGCACAUCAAGUAUACAGAGUGCUGAAACUGAGAGAAAGAUGAGGGAAGUCAGACUUGCAGCUAGAGACAUGGAGAUUCCCCAACUGACUAUUCUCACCAAAAUUGAUGAAGCCUGUCCAGAGGUCAAAAAAGAUAUAAGGAACGUGUAUAAGAGCAAGUUACUGAAGGAAAAGACGGACGAUUUGAGUGCGACGCUGGGUUUUUCACCGAACAGCAUCUUUCCUGUGCAGAACUACCACUCAGAGAACAGGACAAAUGAUGACAUUAAUACACUGCUACUGAGCGCACUGACACAGAUAAUUACCGUAGGAGAAGAAUUUGUCAACAACCCAUAGAUCCAAGCCUACAUACUGCUGUGGUAGUCUACAUUUUGCUUUAUCACAUCGUGAAAAAAGUCCACAUGUGGUGGGCAAUAUGGCUUUUUGGUUUUCAUUUGCAAGCAUGUAAUGCAUAUAGUAUCUGCUACAAAUUAUCAUACCUCUACCUUGCUGAAGAAAGUCUGAAUAGGCUUUAUCACUCUUUCUGUGCAUUUGAUUUUUUUGCAUUAUUCCAGUGGUUCUCAACCUUUUUCAGUGCCCCCCCAUCUAUUAUCCAGGUCCCUUACUGCCCCCCAUCAAUUAAAAUGUAGGUUAAUUGUCUCCCCUGAAUAUUAAUAUUGAUUAUUAUCCUGUAUUAUAUCAUUAAAAUCUUGUAAUUUAAUGCCCAA